This is a messenger RNA of Physcomitrium patens, 2735 nucleotides long. The record is from RefSeq and is a predicted model, not a curated record. NCBI's taxonomy places the organism in Eukaryota, Viridiplantae, Streptophyta, Bryopsida, Funariales, Funariaceae.
CUUAUAUGUCCUCUGCAUCCAACUCAAUUGUGCUUUUAAUAUGUAAAUCAUGGUAGAUCUGUGCUUGUUUUGCGUAGUGCACAUCCUCUCUCGAAUGCUCUUUGUCUCUCGCACACAUUGCAAACAAGCAGCUGAUUAAGACGUCCACCUCCGGUUGUAGUGGACUGCACCUUGUUACGUCUACAUUGGAGUGAUGCUUGAUUUUCUGUCGGUCGUUCUUAAGUUGCAUGCUAUAAAACAAACAGAAUGAGAUAUCCGACGUGAUACAUGUCGUAGACCUCUGAGGACGAAACGUGAGUGGAACUGGCAUUCAAUGAUCGCUCUCCGUUUUGGAAACUUCUUGGAGACUUAUCAGAGGGGGGGAGGGGGGUCAUUCAAGAAAUGAUGCGUAGGGCGGCUGAUUUCGAGAUCGACUGAGGCUAUUUUCUCGAAUUGAGAAGUUUUGGUGGUUUUUGAAAGAGAAACCGCGGUGUUGGAGUAAGGUACUCGGCCAGGGAAAGAAGCUUCUGGGAGUUUGUUGAACACUGGGACGCCGCGAGAUGCUCCCUGACUUCAUGCGGUAUCUUGCACCAGAGUGGCCACGGCGUGCGUCUCGGUCCCUAAACUGAUCCCAUCAUAUCUUGUCAACUUCGGAGCCCGUGAUACACACCUGAGCAAACCUGAGUUUUGCAAACGGCCUUUUGUUUGGAAUGGCAUCGAGGCUUUGAAAGCUGAGAGGUAAGAAGCAGUGCUUCUAAUUGUUAGAAAGCGGUGAUCAUGUCUACAAGAGGAUGGGAGAGAAGACCACCCCUUCGCCGGUGGUUCGUCCCGGCUUUAGCAAUUGGAAUUACAGUUCUUCUGAUUUUAACGAUCGCCUCUACUUCACAACUUCGAAAUUUCUUUACAUCGACUCCGUUUCUUUGCGUGAGGGAUGAAUUCAGGACGCGAUGUCCUCAUCUGAAAGAGGAUGAAUCUCUUUGGGAGAAUCCUGUGGUUGCCACCAAAGAUUGGAGAGCUUGCGCAGAGAGAAGGCCACGUGACUAUGACCCUCCACCAGGUUACCAUGGGGGCAAUGGUUAUGUUGGCAUCAUUGCUGAAGGUGGACUGAAUCAGCAGAGGAUAGCUAUAAUCAAUGCUGUUGCAGUGGCACGAAUCAUGAACUGCACUCUGAUCCUUCCUAUCUUCAAGCUGGAUUCAAUUUGGAAAGACCAAAUACAAUUUGCAGAUGUGUUUGAUGUUGAGCACUUCAUUCACUACCUCAAAGAUGAUGUCCACAUAAUCAGGGAGCCUCCAAAUUGGAUCCCUCAUCACAAGGAAUUUUACUCCUCAAUUAGAUUCACCAUCAAGAACAUCCCCAAGUACGCAAGUGCCCAAUUCUACCUACAAAAUGUUCUUCCACAGAUCAAGGAAAAGAAACUCAUGGCUCUCAAGCCCUUUGCCAAUAGACUUGGGUAUGAAAAUGUGCCAGUUGAGAUAAACAAGUUACGAUGCCGUGUGAACUAUCAUGCCCUAAAGUUUCUACCUGAGACUGAAAAAAUGGCUGAUGUCCUUGUGGCACGGAUGCACAAUCGGACAGGCAAACAAACUCCUUUCAUGGCAUUACAUUUGCGGUUUGAGAAAGGAAUGGUGGGAUUAUCCUUUUGUGACUUUGUUGGAACUCGCACAGAAAAGGCUGCACUAAGGGAAUACAGAAAGAAGGAAUGGCCAAGACAAUUCAAGAAUGACACCAUGAUGUGGAAUGAGGCCCUCUGCAAGCGGAAGCAAGGAAAAUGCCCACUAGAACCUGGUGAGGUUGCUCUGAUUCUCAAUGCAAUUGGCUACAAAAAGGAUUCCCAAGUUUAUGUUGCAUCUGGUGCACUCUAUGGAGGAAAUACCCAGAUGCUUCCACUCCAGAGAAUGUUUCCCAACUUGGUCCGAAAAGAGGAUUUAGCCAGCAAGGAGGAGCUUGCUCCCUUUCAGAGGCACAUCACAUCUUUAGCAGCAUUGGAUUUCUUGGUGUGCUUGAAGUCGGAUGUGUUUGUGGUGACUCAUGGUGGCAACUUCGCAAAGCUUGUCAUCGGUGCUCGUAGGUACUACUACGGCCACCGACGGAAAUCCAUCAAGCCCUACAAGGGGGUGAUGGCAUAUGCACUUGGAGAUCCUUUCAUGAGUUGGACAAGUUUUGUCCAUGAGGUUGCCGAGAUGCACAAGACGAGAACCGGGUUGCCCGAGGCAACGAGUCCCAUGUAUGACAUUUGGGAGAAUCCACUCACUCCUUGUAUGUGCCAAUCCUGAAUUGAUGGAUCUCAUCACUGGGGAAUGGUGUGGAGUCUCUAAUCCUGAAAUCAAUAUAUUAAUGUAUGAAAGGUAUAAAGAAUGAAGAUAUGUAAUGUUAUUGCAUAAAGGAUUUACUAAAUUAUAAAUGUUGAAAAGCAUCAAAGCUUUAGAAUAAGAUAGAUGCAGGUUGUGUUCACCUUUAAAUAAGAAAAUCAACUAAUUAAUUAAUUAAAUUUUGGUUAAAUAAAAAUUAAUCCAUGACUAAUUUCUGAUAAUCCUAUGUGGUGAAAGUUUUGUAAAACAAUAUGACUGCUUUCUGAUUUUCAAAAAUGCCUUCUUAGCUUCAGGUGAGUGUAUGGGUUUUUUUUUUUUUUUUUUUUUCAAAAUUUAGAAUUUUGAUCACAAAUUAGAUUAAGGUUUGUAAAAUACAGUUCAUAUGGGAGCACCAAUCAUAUUUAUAAAAAAAGAGAUGAUUUCUUUUAAAUACAUGUGGAUCAUUA